UACCACUUACGCCCCUUAUACUAUUUAUACACCCUCUGUGCUGACGACAUUUACUUUAUUGUGGUAAUACUUAGCCGUAUACUCUCAUAAGGAACUGGACUUGAAAAUGCCGGGCAAGGGUAGAGAAGGACCGUACAGCACAAACUUGCCACCGCUGAACGAUGAAGAGUUGGAGAUGUGUCGCAAAGCCUUCAACAUGUUCGAUAAAGAUGCGUCGGGGACCAUCGACACCAAGGACCUACGGACCGCGCUCUCUGCUUUGGGUCAAAACCCAUCGGAGGAGGAAAUGUUCGUAAUGAUUAGCCAGGUUGACGAGGACGGCAGUCGCUGCAUAGAGUUCAGCGAGUUUGUCCGCGUCAUUCAGUUCAACAAGGCGCUAUCAGCGCGGGACGCGGACGAGCAGGAGACGCUGGAUGCGUUCGUGGCGCUGGGGGGAAAUGCCGACCGCACAGGGAAGAUCUCCAUGGACAAGCUGAAGAGCAUUUGCGAGGAGUUCGAGCUGACCCUGAGUGUGGACCGGCUGGUGAAGGACGCGGACCGCGACUUCAACGGCUUCCUCACCUACGAUGAGUUCCGAGUGUUGCUGUCGUGAGAGAAGUGGCGAAGAGGUGGUGGGGUAAGCAUAAGGAAAACUGACGAACUGGAUGACGAG
Molecule: messenger RNA, 652 nt
Organism: Astrephomene gubernaculifera
Lineage: Eukaryota; Viridiplantae; Chlorophyta; Chlorophyceae; Chlamydomonadales; Astrephomenaceae
Source: the annotation of a GenBank genome assembly